GCGCCUGGCGGUUUUUCUUAGUUUUCUCACGUGGUUGGUUUCUUUCGUUCUGAGGUGCUGUAUCCUUUAUGUUUUUUCUAGUGCUAAGGGCUUUCAUUCGCGUGAGGUUUGCGGAAGAGUGUAGAAGUGGAGGAUAAUUUGAGAUUUUCAAACUGUUUUGCGGUAGCAUAGUUGACGUCAGUCAUAGUACGUGGGUUUUGGAACUUCAUAUUAUCCGCGUGGCGCAAUCAUUGGUGUCGAUCCAUGUUUGAAACGAUGGGUUGAUUGCCCAUCGGUAUCCUUAGUUUCAUUCGCGAUAGAGUUGUGCUGCAAAGGAAGUUUUUGAACGACCUUUACAAGAGGGAUAGAUACAUAGUCUUUCAAGAGAAGGAACUUAAUACAUCAAAAAUGUGGAAUCACAAGAUUUAUAAAUGUUCCACUAGACUGGUCAACCUAGAUCGUGAUCAACACGAUCCUUCAUUCCUCGUAAGAUCCUUCGAUGCAAAAACUGCCACGUCAGCCGUGAUAGUUCCAUACAUAUGCUUCUCCCUCCAUCCAAUCUCAACUCACUCCCAAUCUGUAAAGCUUCCCUAGAUCUCCUGGCAAGAUUACGAUGCAGAGAUCCACUAGAUGAUAGACACGCUGCUCCGACAAACGUAAUAGAGAAAGGCACUCUCUGCUCGGCAAUCCAGCAAUUCUUCCGUACAACCAAUGGGUCGAAUUCCGAAACAACUUCAUCAACAUAUAUAUAUAGAAAUAAAAGAAUCCAGAUUUCUGCGAGCGAAACCAAAUACCUGCUUGAUUUUCAAUAUCACAACAGUUUGAGUGUGUGCAGCAGCAUGUGACGUGUAGCCUCGGUUGAGCAGCAACUGCGCCAGUCCCAAGUUGUGGGAACCGGUGCGAAGCAUCUCCAAGCUACCGCAGCCUGUAGGGGUCGAGAAGAUGCAGUCGGCCGUGGAGAAGGCCCAGGAAGUCAUGGAGGAGCAGGGCAGAGAGGUGGACGCAGCGGGCGCCGGCGCUGAGGCGGAGAAGCAGUCGACGGCGGAUGCGGAUGCCAUCCUCCCCGAGGAGGCGGUGACGAAGGGCAAUGGCAAGAUCGGUGGAGAGGCGGGCGAAGGUGGCGCUGUUGUGGAGGCGGAGAACGGAGUGGCGGGCUUGGAGAAGGCGGUAGCGGCGGCGUCGACGGAUUGGGACAAUGCGCCUGCGGUCGGGUGGGCGAGCGCGGAGGCUCCCGAGGGCGCGGAGGGUGGCGGUCCGGGGGCGGAGGCAUUGGCAGGUGCGGAGUCUGGCGUUGUGGGUGGCGCUCCCGCGGAGAAGGCACCGCUGCAGGUGUACAACUUCUACAUGGUGAGGGUCCCCAGACCCGCGGACAAGCAAGGGAGGGUUGAGAUAUCGUCGGCCGAGCAGCAGUUGCAGGACAAGACGGAUGCACGCAACGCGCACAACAGCACGGUGCAGGCUGCGAGGGUGAAGCGGAACGAGGCGUUCGAGAGGCUGAAGGCGGCCCGGCAGGUGGAGCGGGACUGGUUGACGCAGGUGCGCGCGAAGCAGGAGGAGAUGAAGCCGCUGAGGGACAGCCUGCGGAAGUUGAGGGAGGCGGGGCGGGAGGUGCGAGAGAAGAGCCGGGACAUGCCAACGUCGGAGGAGGAGCUGGACCACAGGGUGGCGUCUCUGGAGUGGAGGAUCCAGCACGAGAGCAUCCCGUUGAAGGAGGAGAAGCAGCUGAUGAGGGAGAUCAAGGCGCUGCAGGCAUCGCGUGAGGCGGUGCGCGCGAACGCGUCCCUGUUCGCGCAAGUGCAGGACGCUCUGGGGCAGCGGGACGAGCUGGAGGGCGCGCUGAAGCCAUUGGACGCGGAGUACAAGAAGCUGGACGUGGAGUUGAACGCGGCGAAGAAGGUGCGGGAGCAGGCGGAGAAGGAGUACGAGCAGGCGAACAGCGCCCUGAGCGCCGUGCAGGACAAGCUGCAGUCGGCGAACGACAAGAGGCAGGAGGCAUACGUGCACAAGAAGUCGCUGAAGGAGCAGGAGUAUAUGCGGAUGAAGGACUUUUACGACAACAAGAGGGACAUCCAGGAGGCGAAGAUGCUGGCGAACAAGCCGAACAACAGGAAGGAGGUGGAGGAGUACUGCAAUGCGCAGGUGGAGCGGAUGCUGGGGAUGUGGAACACGGACGAGGAGUGGCGGAGGAACUACGUGAAGGACAACGAGUGGAGCACGGUUCGGCGGUUCGGGACGCUGGAUGGGCGGGGUCUGGCGCCGGACGAGGCACGGCCGAUGGUGGGCGGGCACGGGGACGGAUUGUCGGCAGCGGGGCCUGGAUCGGCACAACAGAGCGGAGGGCGAGGAGGCGGGAGCGGGCAGCGAGAGGGGGUGGCGGCGAGGGCGGAGAGGGUGGCAGCGAAGGGCGAGAAGGAGGACGAGGACGAGGAGGAGACGGGUUUCAAUGCCGGUGCGGCGGUGGAGCAGAAGGAGAAGGAGAAGGGUGGGGCGAAGCGGGAGCGAGAGGCGGCGGGGUCGAGUCCCACAGCGGUGGUGGAGGCAGUGAAGCCGAAGUCGAAGGAGGAGCUGGAGCGGGAGGCCGCGGAGCUGAAGGAGCAGAGGAGGGCGGUGGAGAUGGCGAAGGCGAAGGAGGCCGAGGAGCGGAAGAGGCGUCUGGCGGAGAAGGCACAGGCGAAGGCCGUGGCCCGGGCGCAGAAGGAGGCGGAGAAGAAGGAGAAGGAGCGGGAGAGGAAGGCGUUGAAGAAGGCGGCGGCAGUGGCUCCCCUGGAGUCGGGGAGCGCGUCGGACACAGCCCCAGGCGCGGGGAGCGACGGCAAUGGGAAUGGGAAUGCGGGAGAGAGCGAGGAGCCGGCGGCAGAGGUGAGGGUGAGCUCGAGCCAGCGCAGGCGCGGGGUGACGAACGCAAGCAAAGCGGCAGCGAGGGUGGCGAGGGCGAAGGUGGCGAUGCCUCCGGCGCGGGCGAAGAAGCAGAAGGUGCUAGGGAUGCCGGUGCAGUGGGCGGUGGGAGCAGCAGCAGGAGUAGGAGCAGUUUUGGUGGCGGUGUUAGUGUAUUUGAUUUUGUGGAGGAGUAGGACGUCAGGGGCGGGCGGUUUCGAGGAGGGAGCGAGGUUCAAGGCGAGGCCGGAGGCAUCGUCUCAUAGCUUUUAGGAGGGUGGGUCUCAGUGGGGGUGGGCGGAGAGUGGGCGUGCUCGAGGGUGUCGGUGAAGCUGACGAGGGUGGGUCGGAGAAGGCCCGCGCUUCUUCUCUCGUUUGAAAGUCCCGCUGUUCGCUCCGCGGAGAGUUGCAGUAAACGUACGUAGUUUGGUUUCGAUGGAA
Molecule: messenger RNA, 3294 nt
Organism: Physcomitrium patens
Lineage: Eukaryota; Viridiplantae; Streptophyta; Bryopsida; Funariales; Funariaceae
Source: RefSeq, a predicted model, not a curated record